AUGACUUCCGAAAACCCUUACGCCGUCGCUGCCUCGGCGCCCGAUGGCCCCCUCGAGAAGGACUUCAGCCAAAGCCAAAAUGGCCUUCACAGCGAGCAGCUCGAUCCGCAUAUGGGAUCCGACGAGGCUCUGAGACGGGUCAGGACGGCGGGCAGCAUCUCCAUCUCGCCCGAGCUCUUCGAGAAGAUGUACCUGUCGCCUCAGAACCAGGUCAAAGGAGAUCUGCGCAAGAUGGUUGGCAACCCGACUCCACUUGCGUUGGUAGGAUUUCUGUUGUCGCUUUCACCACUUAGCUGCAUCCUCAUGGGCUGGCGAGGAUCGGGUGGUAGCGGAGCUUCCGGAACUGCGACAUACUUCUUCUUCGGUGGAGUUCUCAUGCUCAUGGGCGCCAUCGGUGAAUGGAUCCUCGGAAACACGUUCCCCUUCGUCGUCUUCGGAUCCUUCGGCGCCUUCUGGCUGUCCUUCGGCGGAACGCUGCAGCCCUUCUUCAACGCUUACGGCGCUUACUCGCCCGAUCCGAACAAUGCGGCUGCUGGACUGCAGACGGUUGGAUUCAAUUCGAGCUUCGCUUUCUUCCUGUUGGCGAUGAGUCUCCUGAGCUUCCUCUUCUUCAUCCUGGCUCUCCGAACCAACGUUGUCUUCGUUCUGAUCUUCAUUACCCUCACAUUCGGGUUUGCUCUGCUCGCAGGCGCCUAUUGGCAGACGUCCAACGGAAACGCGGGCCUGGCCACGGACCUGAUUGUUGCGGGUGGUGCCUUCCUCUUUGUGACGUGUGCCGGCGGGUGGUGGAUCUUCUUCGCCAUCAUGCUCGCGGCCUUGGACUUCCCCUUCCAGCUUCCAGUUGGCGAUCUGUCGACCAUGAUCAAGGGUGCAAGCCAGAAGAGGAAGUCGGCGGAGAGUCAGGUGUAG
Molecule: messenger RNA, 909 nt
Organism: Diplodia corticola
Lineage: Eukaryota; Fungi; Ascomycota; Dothideomycetes; Botryosphaeriales; Botryosphaeriaceae
Product: gpr1 fun34-class plasma membrane protein
Exons: 4
Coding region: 1-909 (302 amino acids)
Cellular component (GO): plasma membrane
Molecular function (GO): acetate transmembrane transporter activity
Source: RefSeq, a predicted model, not a curated record